Molecule: messenger RNA, 1218 nt
Organism: Camelina sativa (false flax)
Lineage: Eukaryota; Viridiplantae; Streptophyta; Magnoliopsida; Brassicales; Brassicaceae
Product: cyclin-D4-2-like
Source: RefSeq, a predicted model, not a curated record
UCUUCCUCAAAUAUUAAAAGCUCUUCUUUCUUUCUUUAUUUAUUUUGACCCCAAAGCAAAUUCUACAACAGCAAAAACAAAAGAAAACAAAAAAAUUCCAUAAAAAACAGAGACCAAAAUCUUUUUCUUCAGUUCAAUAUCUCUAUACUAUAAAAACGAUUCCUUUUUUUUUUUUUUUGGGUUUGUUCCUCCAAAUCCUGUAACAGUAAAAUUUUGUAUAGAUCGAAAAAGCAACAAUUUUGACGCUAUUGUUAAUGGCAGAAUUUGUAGAACCAAAUCUCCUCCUCCUAUCUUCAGAGACCAUCAAUUUUGAUGAUGAGAAGAAGAGCAAUUUUGUCGACACAAGUUCGAUUUUUCAGAUGGGUUUCCCUCCGGAGAGCGAAGAGAUCAUUCUAGAAAUGAUUCAGAAAGAGAGACAACACUCUCCGAGAGAUGAUUACCUCAACAGACUCAGAACUGGUGAUCUGGAUUUGACUGUCAGAAAUCAAGCCCUUAAUUGGAUUUGGAAGGCUUGUGAGGAGCUUAAAUUUGGACCAUUGUGUAUAUGUCUAGCAGUUAACUACUUGGAUCGUUUCUUAUCUGUUCAUGACUUGCCUAGUGGAAAAGCUUGGACAGUACAGCUGUUGGCUGUGGCUUGUUUGUCAUUGGCAGCCAAAAUAGAGGAAACCAUUGUUCCAGAGUUAAUACAACUGCAGGUUGGAGAUCCUAUGUUUGUAUUUGAGCCUAUCUCAAUCCAAAGAAUGGAACUUCUGGUGUUGAGCGUAUUGAGAUGGAGGCUAAGAGCAGUGACGCCUUGCUCUUACAUUAGAUACUUCCUGAGUAAGAUCAAUGACUAUGAUCAAGAACCACCUAGCAGAUUGUUGUCCACAUCACUACAAGUGAUAGCCAGCACAACCAAAGGUAUUGACUUCUUGGAGUAUAGAGCUUCAGAGAUUGCUGCUGCAGUUGCUCUUUCUGUUUCUGGAGAACAUAACACAUUACACUUUGACAAAUUCUCCUUCACUUCUUUCUUCUCACACCUUGAAAAGGAGAGAGUGAAGAAGAUUGGCGAAAUGAUAGAGAGAGGAGAUGGGUCAACUUCAUGUUCACAAACACCCAAUAAUGUAGUCUUACAACCAUUCAAGACUCUCUAUUCUCCUUCUCUUUCUACUUCUUCUGUUUCUUCCUCCCUCACUUCUCUUUCUUAAUAUCUCCUCUUUUUUUCUCUUUUUAAAAAUG